Molecule: messenger RNA, 3743 nt
Organism: Hippopotamus amphibius kiboko
Lineage: Eukaryota; Metazoa; Chordata; Mammalia; Artiodactyla; Hippopotamidae
Gene: FOSB
Product: FosB proto-oncogene, AP-1 transcription factor subunit
Exons: 4
Coding region: 537-1556 (339 amino acids)
Biological process (GO): regulation of transcription by RNA polymerase II
Cellular component (GO): nucleus
Molecular function (GO): RNA polymerase II cis-regulatory region sequence-specific DNA binding; DNA-binding transcription factor activity, RNA polymerase II-specific
Source: RefSeq, a predicted model, not a curated record
CCAAGGCUGGGACACGCGGAGCUGGGACUUGAUUGUUGUGGUUCUUCGUCUUGGUGGCUGUGAAAUUCGGUUUAUUUUUUUUCCGGAAAGUUUUUGGAAGGAUUCUUCUAGAUAAUUCUACAUUUUAUUUUGGAGGAUCGACUUACUUUUUUUCGUCUUCUUUAUUACUCCCCUCCCCCCGUGGGACCCGCCGGACGCGUGGAGGGGACCGCACCCGAAGCAGAUUCUGCACAGCAGGACAGAGCUUUCCGCCUCUGGGGGAGCGAUCCCCCCUCGCCCCCGGGACCUACGGAGCCUGGACUUUCAGGAGGUACAGCGGCAUCUUGUGGGGGCCAGGGCACCGCAAAGGAAUUACACAGAAACUUUGCCAUCGUUGGAGCGGGACGCUGCCCCCAUCCCGAGUUUCCCCGGACAGCGCACUUUGGGGACGCUCUCAGCUCACCCCGGACUCGCACCUUUCUUCUCCCCAUCCGGCCAUAACCUUGGCUUCCCGGCGACCUCAGCGUGGUCACAGGGGCCCCCCUGUGCCCAGGGAAAUGUUUCAAGCUUUCCCCGGAGACUACGACUCCGGCUCCCGGUGCAGCUCCUCACCCUCCGCCGAGUCUCAGUAUCUGUCUUCGGUGGACUCCUUCGGCAGUCCACCCGCCACCGCCGCCGCCUCCCAGGAGUGCGCCGGUCUUGGGGAAAUGCCCGGUUCCUUCGUGCCCACGGUCACCGCGAUCACAACCAGCCAGGACCUCCAGUGGCUCGUGCAACCCACCCUCAUCUCUUCCAUGGCCCAGUCCCAGGGGCAGCCACUGGCCUCCCAGCCCCCGGCCAUCGACCCCUACGACAUGCCAGGAACCAGCUACUCCACGCCAGGCAUGAGUGGCUACAGCAGUGGUGGAGCUAGUGGCAGUGGUGGGCCUUCCACCAGUGGAACCACCAGUGGACCUGGGCCUGCCCGCCCAGCCCGAGCCCGGCCUAGGAGACCGCGAGAGGAGACGCUCACCCCAGAGGAGGAGGAGAAGAGAAGGGUUCGCAGAGAACGAAACAAACUGGCAGCAGCAAAAUGUAGGAACCGGCGAAGGGAGCUGACUGACCGACUCCAGGCGGAGACAGACCAGCUGGAGGAAGAAAAGGCGGAGCUGGAGUCGGAGAUCGCUGAGCUCCAAAAGGAGAAGGAACGUCUGGAGUUUGUGCUGGUGGCCCACAAACCGGGCUGCAAGAUCCCCUACGAAGAGGGGCCCGGGCCGGGCCCGCUGGCGGAGGUGAGAGAUUUGCCGGGGUCGGCAUCCACUAAGGAAGAUGGUUUCAGCUGGCUGCUGCCGCCCCCGCCACCACCGCCCCUGCCCUUCCAGACCAGCCAAGACGCACCCCCCAACCUGACAGCUUCUCUCUUUACACACAGUGAAGUUCAAGUCCUCGGCGACCCCUUCCCCGUUGUUAACCCUUCGUACACUUCCUCGUUUGUCCUCACCUGCCCGGAGGUCUCCGCGUUCGCCGGCGCCCAACGCACCAGUGGCAGUGACCAGCCUUCCGACCCCCUGAACUCGCCCUCCCUUCUUGCUCUGUGAACUCUUUAGACACAAAACAAACACACACACAAGGGAGAGAGAGAUUUGGACGAGGAGGAGGAGGAGGAGAGAGAGGGGAAGAGACAAAGCAGGCGUGUGGCCUCCCUGCCUCUCCUGUCUGACCCUCUGCUGCCGCUGCCAUCGGACAGGAGGACUUCCUUGUGUUUUGUGCCGCCUCUUGUUUCUGUGGCCCGGCGAGGCCAGAGAGCUGGUGACUUUGGGGACAGGGGGUGGGGAGGGGGUGGACACCCCCUUGGCUGCCUGUCGGCUGACUCGCUUCAACCCAGCCUUUGGGGACGGGGGGUGGGGGUGGGGGUGAUGCCCCCCUUUCGGUUGGAGGGAAAGGGGUGCUGGCGGUGGGCUGUGGGGUGGGCUGGAGUCCUCUCCAGAGAGGCCCAACAAGGAAAUGCCACAGAACCCCCAAAGUGUCUCCCAGGCCCACCCUUCAAGGGGUGACCAGGCUGGUUCUCCGUGCCCCACCCCAACCUUAGCUUAUUUAUGCAACAUUUCCAUGUGGUUAGAUCCUCCUCUGAAUUAAGCCCCCCUUUAAAGGGACGCUGAUGCUCUCCUGUGAUAAUCUUCCUCCCACCAGAUUUAGUCUGAAAUGUGAACCUCCCUCCCUGACCGUCCAGCUGCUCCCUCCCAGCAAAACUGGCUCUGAUUUGAAGGUCCUGACUCCUAAGGAACCCCGACAUUCAGCCCCCAGCCCUCCUUUCUGAUGACAGUGUUAUUCUCCCUGCCCUCCGCCCCGUCCUCUCCCCGCCCCCGCCCCCCAAGCCCCCGAGCCUCCCCUCCUGGCCUUCCUUGUUGGGCCUCUCUGAUUCAGGCAGCAGGGGGCGCUGUGAUGCCUGUCCUGCUGGAGUGUUUUAUACUGUGAAAUGAGUUGGCCGGAUUGUGGGGGGAGCCGGGUGGGACAGAACCGCCCUGGAGGGAUUAUGCCCCCCACUCCCCAAAGCCUUUCCGUGCUCUCCCCUCUCCCAUCCGCCUCCUUCCUCCCCUCAAAAUGAGUCAGACGCAAGGGGGUGACAGAAUCGAGAAGGGGGUGACAGGUAAUCCAUCCGCGUGGCCUCUCUCCUCAGGACCCCCUCCCCCCAGACCAAGCCCUGGCCUUUUUCUUUAAGGCCUGUCACCCAAUCCCAGCCUAGGACGCCAAUUUCUCCCUCCCCUCGGCACCCCCCGCACCCUUUCUAGAAAGGAGCCAGGGGCGAUUGCCAGGGGGCCCGACAUCUUUCUGGAGAAGAUUUAAAGGCUGAGGCUUUGCCCCCCACCGCAAACUCGAAGGGGCUGGGCUCCCGCCAUCCCAGCUUCCCCUCCCCCGGCCCCAGCCCCAGCCUCAAUUCUUGGUUUUGGCUCCCCCACCCCGCCUUUCCCUGUGUUUCACCUCGUGAGAAUUUUAUCAUGAGGCCGAUUGACAUUUUUUUAAUAUCGGGUGGGUCACGCCGCCCUCCGUGCUGCAUGGAGAACAUUCCACUGCCCCGUCCCGCGGCUCCCGCCCUGAACCCAGACCCCCCACCCGUGGCUAUUUAUCCCUUUCCUGAUUUCCGAAAGGCACUUAUAUCUAUUAUGUAUAAAUAAAUAUAUUAUAUAUGGGUGUGUGUGUGUGCGCGUGUGAGUGUGUGAGCGCUUCUGCAACCUUAGCCUAGGUCACGUUGGCCCUCAAAGCCAUGCCGUUGAAUUGGAAACACUGCUUCUGGAAACUUCGAGGCAGCCUGUCUCGGGCUGCCUCGGUCUCUAGCUGUCUCUUUUCUGACUGUCUCGGCCCCUCUGGUUGUUUUCUGGCCGUCUCAGGCCGUCUCUGGCCGUCUCUUUCCCGAAUGUCUCUCCCCCUCGGUCUUUUCUCUGCCUGUAUGUACCUGACCGUGUCCAUCUGACUGUCCCAGAUCCUCCAGCCGUCUUCUGACUCUAGGUCUGUUGGGGACCUGAGAUUUUAUUUUUGUGAGUAAGCCUGAGGGAUUAUAGAUCUGUAUCUUUGAGAAUUCCGGGUGUGAGUGUGAGGCUGUGAGCGGGGCCUGCCCCUACAGACCACAAUUUAUUGAAUCCCCAACUCCCCCCACCCCAUGCUAUGUUUGUGAUUCUCUUUUUGUAUUUUGCACCUGACCCCUGGCGGGGCUGGGGCUGGCUGGCACUGGGCCACUACCCUCCCCCUCGUGGUUCUGCACUGUCGCCAAUAAAAAGCUCUUAAAAAUG